AUGGAUGACAUGGAUAAGGACAACAUAGUGAAUGGGGCCGAAAAGCCGCCGUUGAGCAGGGCAGACAAUGCUGUGUUGACAAAUGCAGUGUUCCAAGGAUUCAUUACAUUCUGCAUCCUAAUAGCGUACGUCAUCCUCAGAAAAAGAGCAAAAUGGCUCUAUUCGCCAAAUGUCAGAGGCAGGCCCUCCCACCCUUGCUACAAUUACACGGGGUUCCUGAGCUGGAUCAUCCCUGUUGUGACGGUCAACGACACGAUUCUUCUUUCAAUCAUAGGGCUGGAUGCAUUCAUGAUGCUGCAGACGUUGAAGAUGCUCUACAGGAUCCUCUUCAUCCUAUCCCUCUUUGUCAUUCCGUCGCUGGGAUACUUGUUCUGGACAAACCAACGGGAGAACGUAGAACACUCUGAUCAGUGGCUAGUCAGGCUUUCCUUGGGAAGCUUAGAUCCAGACUCUGGAAGCUACAGACUCGUAAUCCCUGUUGUAUAUCUUAUAUCUGGAUUCAUAAUGUAUUCUAUCUUUAUAUACUACAAGAGAUAUAUCGUCCUCAGGCAGGCAUAUCUGCGGAACCCAGCAAUCAUGACAUCCAUAAUAACCCUGAAGAAGCUUUCCAACCACCUUGGAAGCUCGGAAAGGUCGACGGAGUAUGUGAACCUUCCAAACAGGACACUGCUUGUUUCAAGACUUCCAAGCUAUGUUAAUAACGAUGUAGACCUUUAUGAGUUCAUCAACGCUCUCGGGGUCGGGGAGAUUGAUGACAGCGUGCUCGUGUACGAUACCAACACCCUGCAGAGCCUCUACGGUGAAAGGGAUAGCUACAUUUACAACAUUGAAAAGGAGAUUAACGAGAAAUUUGUGCGAAUAAAUGAUUGGUCUGAAAAGAACCGGGAGGCAUGCGAGAGGAGCAUAUCCGGCUUCAAGGAAAGCAUCUCUAGGACUGUCGAGGAGGCCAAAAUAGAGGGGACCUUCGACCCUUCCCAGAAGAGGCAGCUCAUUGUGCUAUUUCUCAACGGAGCCAAGCAAUUUGAAAACAAGCUCAAGGAGGGAGAGGACGUCUCAAGGGUAAGCCUUUACCUGGAAAAGCUGAAUGACGUGAAUGCAAGGAUUAGUAGGGAAAAGGAGAUCAUAAAGACUGAAGAGGCAGGAGACAAAGACGUUAGGAUUGUGGAGUUGGUCUCGCGCAACAACACUCUCUUUCUGAGAGGGGACAUAUCGCAGGAUGUAAGCUUCUUCUCGUUUCACCAUAUACUCAACUACAGGAAGUACAAGAUGUACUUCACAUUGGAUCUCCCUUCGAAAACAAAAAGGGGGUUUGUCACAUUCAAGGACCAGAGAAGCGCAAACAUAGUGAAGCAGUCGCAAAUAGGAUCGAGGAUAUUUUCUGUCACAACAGAAGAUGCGCCGGCCCCAAACGACGUCAUCUGGGAAAACAUAACAAACAGCGAGGUGGAAAACUACAUGUACAGCAUCUUUGGGACGGUGUUCUUCAUUCUCUUCAUUGUGCUGUUCUCGUCCAUGGUUACUAGUAUUGUUACUCUACUGGUAAACUUCGAGGGUUUUAAGGAAAGUAAGCUUAUAUCCUCGUUUCUGUCCAGGUAUGAAACGAUUGCUGACUCUCUGCGAGGUGCUCUGUCUCCACUCAUCUACAACUCCAUGCUGCUGCUUGUCCCAACAGUCAUAACUGCGCUUAUGAACAUGGAGGGGAUCUAUUCAUACUCAACCCUUCAGCAGAAGCUGAUGGACAAGCUCUGUAACUUCCUGUUUUUCAACGGGUUUGCCUCCGUGUUCUUUGUAACAAGCUUUUACAGGCUCUUUUCGGAUGUUCUGUCCAGAAACAAGGAGAUAUAUGACAUUGUCGAAGCAUUCAGCAAAGAGUCUCUAGAGUCCUCGGUGUUCUUUGCAAACAUAAUCAUUCAGAAGUCCCUGGUUGGAACUGCACUAACGCUACUGAAGCCUGCACCGCUGCUGAUUAACUACAUUAUCUUUCCAUUCACGGGAAGAAAGACAAGGAGAGAGAAGCUUGAUGCCGAGUUCUCACCGCCAUUCGACUUUGGGACCAUAUUUCCGUCGUGCCUCACCGUGUUCUCGAUGUCGAUAGCCUAUGCAGUGAUGUGCCCUCCCAUUCUUCUUCUUGGGGCAUUCUUCUACUUCUGCAACUACCUAGCAUUCAAAUCCGAGUUUCUGUACUCCUCCAGAAACGAGUAUGAAUCUGGAGGGGGGUAUUGGGACUCUGCAUGCCAGAACAUAGUGUUUUCCCUUAUAUUCUUCCAGGUUGUCACAUUUGCAAAGAUGUCCUCGGACAAGAGAUUCUAUCUGUCGAUGUCACUGUUUCCGAUUAUCCUCAUCACAUUUAUAUUUCGCAACAGCCUCAGGAAGAUGUUCUACAAGUCCUGCCACUUCUAUCCGCUGAACAUCAAGGAGGAGGAGUAUCUGGACACCUUUACCGAGAAGGUUCUUGUGGACAGAGUUAAUCUUUUGGAAAGCUGGUCUGAGAUAGGGAAGGGGCCGGAUGUUGAUAUUCUUCGGCUGGCAGAGCUGGGAAUCAAGGAUACGAAGGAGAUUGAGAAGGAGUCGUACUACAACGAUCCAAACACAGCUACAUCAAACUCAUCUCUUAUUCUCCCAGAAAACUUCUUCAAAACCAUCUGGUUUCUGGUAAACAACGAUAGAGAGGAUUUGUUCGGACUGAGAGCAGAAUAA
This is a messenger RNA of Encephalitozoon cuniculi GB-M1, 2697 nucleotides long. RefSeq lists its product as uncharacterized. Gene Ontology annotation, cellular component: plasma membrane. The transcript has a single exon. The record is from RefSeq and is marked provisional. Gene Ontology annotation, molecular function: calcium-activated cation channel activity. Lineage: Eukaryota; Fungi; Microsporidia; Unikaryonidae. The coding region runs from base 1 to 2697 and encodes 898 amino acids.